CAAGGAAGCAACAUGCAUUUUUAUGAGUGUUCAUUUUUCUCAUAUUGGAAACUAAAACUGAAACUUGUGUGCUUCUAGUGCAAAAGUUUUUGAUUUUGAAACACCCCAUUAUGAGUUUAAGUAGCAUUGAAAGCUUACCUGAAUUUACAAAAGAUGAAUUAGAAGAAAAUGCAAAAAAAGAAGAGAACAAUGAAUUAAAAGAAAAUGCACAAAAAGAAGAGAACAAUGAAUUAGUACUAGUGUUGGAGGAGAAAGCCACUAUUAUGAAUCCCAAGGAUGACAUAAGUGUAGACAUUGGUGUUGCAUCCAAUUUCUUGGGGUCUAAGAAAAAGAUGAAAUAUUGGUAUAUUGCUUUGUUGUGUCUUAGGAUUGCUGCUUUUGUGUUCUGUUUGAUUUCUUUCUCAUUGAUGAGUGCUAAUGAGCAAAGGGUUGUGGUUGAUGAGACGAUAGAUGGAGUUGAGUAUACAGUUACAUACCAAUUUCGUUGGUACAGCUACAGCGAAUUCAAGUAUAUUUUUUCAGCAAAUGUGCUUGGAUUUGUGUAUUCUGGGGUGCAAAUUUGUUAUUUAGUGAAGUACAUGAUCACUAAAAAACAUACACUAAAUCCCAAGCUGCAAGGUUACUGGACUGUUGCCAUUGAUCAGGUAAUGGCAUAUAUUUUAUUGUCAGCUUCAUCAUCAGCUGCAGCUACCUCUCAUCUUUAUAAAAGCUUCUUGAUUGAACGUAAUGCACUCAAAUUCGUAGAGAUGACAAGUGCAUCUAUUGCUAUGUCUUUCUUUGCAUUUAAGGCCUUUGCUGUAGCCUCUUUUGUCUCUGGUUACAUCCUUAGUAAGUUUACCUAGUUAUAAAUGUACUUGUACUCUUUGUUUGUAGUAAUUAAGUACUAUAUGUGUCAAUUACAAUUGAUAAUUAGUUAAACUUUAUCCUUUUCAUAUUAGAAAUUUUUCAAUUUUUAAGAGAUGAGAUGUUAGGUAAUGGGCUUGGGCCUUAGACAAACAAAUGGGUUCAAUAGAGAGACACAUUGAUAUUAUUAUGUUAGAAACUUUAUGGUUUGGAUAUAGAAAAAAAUGUGUUUUCUCUGAGGAGCUUUUACUAUCAAAUUAUAUAAGUUUUCUUUGUAAUACAUUUACUUCCAAUUAAUAAUAUAUUUGUAUGUUUUUUUUU
Cicer arietinum (chickpea) is the source of this 1164-nucleotide messenger RNA. RefSeq names its product CASP-like protein N24. Lineage: Eukaryota; Viridiplantae; Streptophyta; Magnoliopsida; Fabales; Fabaceae. The record is from RefSeq and is a predicted model, not a curated record.